AUGAGUCUAGCAUAUCUUCUGACAUUGCUUCCGUUGGAUGAUUCUUCACAAUUGGAUGCUACCAAUCCUGUCUCCGCACAAUCCAACCUGGAGGCUUCAGAAUCACUACCACCACUCCAUGACCUCUCUGAGCAGGAGUUGGGAGUUCUCACUGCUCGAUUUGAGCUGUUUGCCGGUGCCAUUGGCCCUUUUAAGGCACGCUUGGCUCCUAUCGAAACUUUUCUCGACAACUUCAAUAAGGAAAUAUGUGAUCUCUCUGAUACCCUCUAUUCGCUUCAAGAAAUGUCAUCCAAACUCAAUCAUGGCCUCGAUCUGCAACGAGAAUUGGUAGAUCAACUUAAUCCCAUCAUUUUGGACCUAAUGAUUCCCCCGGCAGUGGCUGAGUCCGUUCUCAACGAACCGGUCACUGAGAAAUGGGUUGAGAACGUCCGUUUCAUUGUGGAGAAGCAGCAGCUUAUCCAAAAAAUACGGAACGACACUUCCCUGACUUCCAAGGACCUGACUGCGUUCAAGCAGUUGGAGCAAGGCAUUAUUUCGCUUGAGGCCAAAGCCAUUGAACGCAUUCGAGACUUCCUCAUAUUGGAAAUUAGACUUUUGCGUAGAUCGCUCAAAACAUCCUCACAAGUUGUUCAGGAAAAGCUUCUUCUGGUUAAAGAAUUGUAUGCUUUUCUUGCAGAACGGCAUCCAGCGUUGGCCAAACAGCUCCACUUGGCCUAUAUCUACACCAUGAAAUGGUACUACACCACGCGGUUUGCCAAGUACUUGUAUGCGUUACAGAAGCUUAAGUUGAAGGUAGUAGACCUGCUGUUUGUUUUAGGCGGCUCUAACGACCACCUGGACGCCAAGCUGAGUCUUUUUGGCUUUGUAGAGGCGUCGUAUGCUGCAACCCUGAUGGCCGCAUCUGGAUCAGGCCCAACUCCCAAUAAACCAACCUUGGCAGAGUAUUUCCUGUCAGCUACGAAGCGUAUGGAUAUUCUCGAAAAGGACAGCGAUGCUCGACGGUCAAUUCCAUCGCAGAUUGCGGAGACCACGCCGUUUGCUUACUGGUUGGAAUUUCCCUUCAACCAGUGGUCCAACGCGGUGUUGGACAACAUCAUUGUUGAGUACUUGUUCGUUGUGGAGUUUUUCUACCAAGGAAAUGAAAAGUUUGAACCAGUCAGCAAUCUCGACUCCUCAGCCUCCAAUCUCCCCCACUCAUCGAAGGACUGGUCUUAUGUGAUGUUUGACGAGGUCUACAAGAUGGGAAAUCUGUAUGUCAACUGGCUUGUCUCAUUUCUGCAUCAGAGCUUUUCCCAACGUAUGGCGUCAACCACAGCUGCAGCCUCUUCGUAUGGCAAUAGCGGCCUGUCCCAAACAUGUGAUGCGUAUGCUAUAUUGCUCAUGAUCAGGUUGAUCCAAAACCAAUCGUACACGCUCCAUAAUGAAUUUCAUGUCCCCGUGAUGGACGAUUACCACAAUUCGCUUUUGUUACAAUUGUGGCCGCAUUUCACCAAAAUCAUAGAUCUCAAUUGUGAAUCUACGAAGAAACAUAUUCUUGGGUCCAGUUCUUACUCCUAUAGAACAUCCGAGUUAAACCAGGCUCCAAUUAAUGCCACGCAGCAAUUUGCACAGUACAUUACGGGGCUCCUCAAGCUUGCGUUUGUUCAUGAUAAGGAAUCGGAUAAGCUGAGCUUUUUCCAGGGAGAACCUGUAACCAUGUCGAUUGUCAGAAUGCGAAACGACUAUGAAAGUGCACUUACUAAGGCUAGCAGUCGUUUGUUUGGCUCGAGCAAGAGCAAGGCUGUGCAGAAAGAGAUCUUCCUCUUCAAUAACUACUUCUUGGUGGUCACUAUUUUGCGCAGCGAGUUUGACGAUCAGUCCAAUGAGUUUGUGGGAGACCAGAUCAAGCACUUUGAGCUUCUUUGCGAUGCCUAUAAACCGAAGUAG
Sungouiella intermedia is the source of this 1926-nucleotide messenger RNA. Lineage: Eukaryota; Fungi; Ascomycota; Pichiomycetes; Serinales; Metschnikowiaceae. The record is from the annotation of a GenBank genome assembly.